Molecule: messenger RNA, 891 nt
Organism: Diceros bicornis minor
Lineage: Eukaryota; Metazoa; Chordata; Mammalia; Perissodactyla; Rhinocerotidae
Gene: LSM1
Product: LSM1 homolog, mRNA degradation associated
Exons: 4
Coding region: 157-558 (133 amino acids)
Biological process (GO): deadenylation-dependent decapping of nuclear-transcribed mRNA
Cellular component (GO): P-body; Lsm1-7-Pat1 complex
Molecular function (GO): RNA cap binding
Source: RefSeq, a predicted model, not a curated record
GGCAGGCCCCGGCGGCUGAAAGCCGGGGCAGAAGUGCUGGUGCUGGUCCGGGUUCGUGUCCCGGUCCCGCCCAGGCGGCGACUGCGGUAGGAAGAAGGAGGUGUUGCACGCGCUGGCCCGCCGCCGCUAUACAUUGCAGCCUUAUCUCAGCUCAAAAUGAACUAUAUGCCCGGUACCGCCAGCCUCAUCGAGGACAUCGACAAAAAGCAUUUGGUCCUGCUUCGAGAUGGAAGGACACUUAUAGGCUUUUUAAGAAGCAUUGAUCAAUUUGCUAACUUAGUGCUACAUCAGACUGUGGAGCGUAUUCAUGUGGGCAAAAAAUACGGUGAUAUUCCUCGAGGGAUUUUUGUGGUCAGAGGAGAAAAUGUGGUCCUACUAGGAGAAAUAGACUUGGAAAAGGAGAGUGAUACACCCCUCCAGCAAGUGUCCAUUGAAGAAAUCCUAGAAGAACAAAGGGUGGAACAGCAGACCAAGCUGGAAGCCGAGAAGCUGAAAGUUCAGGCUCUUAAGGAUCGAGGUCUCUCUAUUCCUCGAGCAGAUACUCUGGAUGAGUAUUAAGUCUUUUGCUCAGAGGCUGUUGCUCUUGGGGAGCAGGAGCUGUUACUGAAUGAAAGUGACAUCCUGGUCACCUCACAUGUAGAGACUGCAGAGUUUUGAAAAAUCAUUUUUAUUUUGAAUUCUUUCACAUAUGCAACAUGAAGAAAUCAGGUGGCUUUUUUUCUCCUUUUUAAUAACAAAAGCAUUGUUUAAAGAAACGGUGGUAUGGACUCCUUUCACACCUCACUUUGGAGCCAGCAGCUACUUCUUCAUAUUGCUCUUCUCGUUCCAAAUUAGAGUUUACAGGAGACGUUCUUCAUUUACUUGUAAAUAAAAUAUGAAUCUCAAAACUGU